AUGGUGCUGAUGUUGCAGAAAUCACUGCCGAGAGUUAGGACGCGCGUGUCGCGUCAGUUGAUGUCGCCGUCGCCGCAAAGGCCUGUCACUCCCGCCCUUGUCCUGAUCCCGUCAGCUCUCGCCUCACCCCGUGACCCUCCCUCCCCAUCUCCACGCUCACCCCCUGCGGCGUCUCCCUCACCCCCGGCCUUCCAACCUCCCGCCGCGCCGUCGGCAGCGCUGCCCUCAGCCGCCCCUCCCGAGCAGCAGCGGCGCUAUCAGCAUCAGCAUCAGCUGUGCGGCGGCUCCUCCUCCCCGGCCAUCAGCGGGAAUGGCCGCGAGAUCCUCUCAAUCUGGCCGUUUAGGGGCGGCGGCGGUGACCGGGCCUUAGCGGAUCAGAGGGGCGACGGCGGUCCGGCGGCGGCCGCCCCGGGGAUCCACACUGUUAGCGGAGAUCCCGAGCAGUUGCCGGGCUAA
Messenger RNA from Penaeus vannamei (Pacific white shrimp), 456 nucleotides. The record is from RefSeq and is a predicted model, not a curated record. NCBI's taxonomy places the organism in Eukaryota, Metazoa, Arthropoda, Malacostraca, Decapoda, Penaeidae.